AUGCCGGAAAUGCAACAGCAACGACAUCUACUACUGCCGUCGACAACACCCGCCGCCGUCGACCUGGAAGACCAGGAAUACGAUCCUCACCUUCCCGAAUCAAUACCCCCGUGGGUUCAUGUGAAUGAUGGCGAGGAGCAAGCGCCGCUCUUUCUGCCACCCGCGCCUGUGGUCCCCAACUCGCGCCACUACAAGCCGCCGUCGUCCAAUCUCAAGCCUGGGAAGAGGUUGGACCAAUAUCGCUCUGCGGAACCCGGCCUGCUAUCUGCGCCCAUAGAGCAACACCAAGCACGAUGGAUACCCUUUAUGCAAUCUUCGCCGGCUUUGCAUGAGCAGCGCGAAGUGCGCAUCAUCCGAAGUCCGCAGUGGAUGGAACAGAAUGUGCCUAUAUCCAGCCGAGUAUGGGAACCAGAAGACGAGAUCAGUCCCGAGGGGACUAGGAGGUUGGGAGGUCUCAAGGGCAUCAUGCUGGGAGGGAAAUGGGAACUUUCUGCGAUCGAAAGACUGACGGUUCCACAGAGACUUCUCUUGAAAAACGCAUUUGUCCCUCUGGUAUUCCGACUGACCGUGUUGGCAUUCUCGUGUGCUGCUCUCGGCGUAUCAUCAACCAUUCUCCAGUCUGUACACGCAGUCAACACCGAUCCAAGUCCCAGCAAUCAGUGCGCGCCACGAGCUUCUACUUAUAUGGGCAUAAUCGUCAGCGCCAUUGCCAUUCCUUACGUGGGCUAUGUUACUUGGGACGAAUAUUUAAGCAAACCACUCGGCCUGCGAUCUGUCGCCGCAAAGACGAUGCUUCUCCUCUGCGAUCUAUACUUCAUCGUUUUCUCCGCCAGUAAUCUCUCUCUGGCAUUUAGUGCGCUGCUAGACGAAAGUUGGGCCUGUUUCGUUGAAGGAUAUCAAGAGGUGGGCGACAUCUACCUCCAGAUACCACGCACAUGUCCAAACAACCCCAACAUUUGCCGCAAGCAAAGAGCUCUUUCCGGCGUACUGAUAAUAUCACUCGUUGCAUGGCUGCUUUGUUUUAGCAUAAGUGUCUUGAGGGUUGUGGAAAAGCUGCGACUGGAGUAUUAG
Ramularia collo-cygni is the source of this 1071-nucleotide messenger RNA. RefSeq lists its product as uncharacterized. Gene Ontology annotation, cellular component: cell periphery; fungal-type vacuole. The record is from RefSeq and is a predicted model, not a curated record. NCBI's taxonomy places the organism in Eukaryota, Fungi, Ascomycota, Dothideomycetes, Mycosphaerellales, Mycosphaerellaceae. Bases 1 to 1071 code for a protein of 356 amino acids. The transcript is spliced from 3 exons. Gene Ontology annotation, biological process: positive regulation of catalytic activity.